AUGGGUGAAGAAGUUACGUUUGCGGAAUUGAAAGAGCUGGCCGGCUCUAUAAAAGAGCAGUUUGUUGAUCCAUACAAAAAUGAUAUCGGGGCUUUAAAGAAGAUUAGCAGCGAGACUAAGCUACAAGGUUCUGAUCCACUGACGGAACUAGAGAAAUUGGCCAAGAUUCUAAAAGCAUACUCCACAAAACUGGGUAUUAUUUGCGAGCCCUCAAAGCUGCACGGUAAUUAUCAUGCAGCAUAUACGGAGUUGAAGAACUAUGCAGAUUCCCUUUUCUAUUUAUUGAGUCUUCUCCCUCUGUUCACUCGUGAGCAAGGUAAACUUUAUGCGUCUUAUUUAAACGAAGACGUCUUCACACAAGUUUUGGGGUUGCUUAACGGUACUGAGAUGCUAUGUGAUGAGAUCUGCAGCAGUAGCAAAGAGAAUGAGGGUGAUAAUAAGGACAGAUUGAUAUCUGUAGGUAUAAUAUGGGCAUCAUGUGACGAAUUAUGCGAUAUAGUCAAAGGAGGUAAUUAUGGGCUUCUAUCGAAACGUAUUGCAUUGAGUUGCGGAUUGGUUGAUGAUGUGUUGGAAGAUAUUCAUGGUUGGCUAGAAGACCCGCAACUCGAAGGUGCAGAUGAUUUCCUAGGUGAUGAUCUGGACUCUAUAGAUGAAUUGGAAGACGGUGUUAAGAAAAUGGGCAUUGAUGGUGAUGACGAAGAAAUGAUUGAGAUUGUUAAAAAGUUCCUAUCCGAAUGGCAAACUAAAAUAAAGAUGAUAAAAUUGCUUCUAUCGUCAUUUUCUAAAUCUAUUACAUUAACUACGGGUAAAAAUAUACCAAAUCUUGGUUCGAAGUUGGAUGAACUUAAUAAACUGCAUAAACAAGUUAUUUUGCAUCUUGAUGAGCUUGUAUCUGAUGUAUUUAUGUCUGGCGCAGCAUUCGACGAAGAUGAAAUGGGGCCUUCAAUUGCUGAUCUUAACGACACUCUGGCUAAAAUGGUACACAUAAUAAAGGAGAUCAGUAAACAAGAUCCAAAGAAGUCCAAGUGGAUAGAUGUUUGGAAUAACAAGUAUUUUGAGUAA
This is a messenger RNA of Nakaseomyces glabratus, 1062 nucleotides long. RefSeq lists its product as uncharacterized. Gene Ontology annotation, biological process: regulation of cell cycle. Gene Ontology annotation, cellular component: nucleus. NCBI's taxonomy places the organism in Eukaryota, Fungi, Ascomycota, Saccharomycetes, Saccharomycetales, Saccharomycetaceae. The record is from RefSeq and is a predicted model, not a curated record.